This is a messenger RNA of Sinocyclocheilus grahami, 1195 nucleotides long. Its product is annotated as TPD52 like 1. The coding region runs from base 589 to 1146 and encodes 185 amino acids. The transcript has 8 exons. The record is from RefSeq and is a predicted model, not a curated record. NCBI's taxonomy places the organism in Eukaryota, Metazoa, Chordata, Actinopteri, Cypriniformes, Cyprinidae. Gene Ontology annotation, cellular component: cytoplasm. Gene Ontology annotation, biological process: positive regulation of apoptotic signaling pathway; positive regulation of MAP kinase activity.
GUGUGUGUGUGUGUGUGUGUGUCAUUGAGACUAAUACCACUUGCAGAAAUGUACACUAUAAAAGUUAUUUACACAAAAUACUGAACCUAAUAAUUACACAGAGGCCUGUUAUUUAGUUUUAUUUCCAUGGCAGGUAACUGAAUGCAUUAACAGAUUAACUAUAUAAAAAUUAUGAGGUAGUUGUGAUUUAAUAAGUUUGAUUAAUUGACAGCACUGUUUUACAGUACAUAGAUUGACAAGAUUAAAAUAGUAUAUAAUAUUUCCUUAAUUUUUUUUUUCUCGAUCAUCUCUGGUCUUGGUUUGAAUGCCUUUGUCUUUCAUUUCUAUCAGUGGGUGAUCAGAAAUAGGUGUUUUGUUCAUCUGAUGAAAAUAAGAAUGCCCUUCUCCUCCUCACAUUGAAAUCUUUCUCUGAGAACAGUGAAGUGAUUCUUUGUGAAUCUGUUGCGUCGUCGGGAAGCAAAAUGAAGACAUUGAGAGAACUGGAUGCAUAGUCCAGUGAGCUUGACGAAGCUGAACUGUUGAGCACACUGCCCUAAAGGGACACUUGGUUUAUUGGACAAAGAGCCUCUAAAGGAAGUGGAUGAGGACAUGGUAUCAGAGGUGGAUCUCAACAACACUGUCACAGAAGGGGAGCGAGAGGAAAUGGAGAAUGAACUGACUAAGUUAGAAGAAGAAAUCACAACUUUGAAACAAGUCCUGGCCUCCAAAGAAAAGCGUCACUUGGAGCUGAAACAAAAACUAGGGAUCACACCCCUGUGUGAACUGCGACAGAACUUCACCAAGAGCUGGUACGACAUGCAGACCAGCACUGCAUACAAAAAGACGUCUGAGACCCUGAGCACGGCAGGACAGCGGACCUCAGUGGCCUUCAGUAACCUGGGCAAUGCCAUCAACAGGAAGUUCGGCGAUAUGAGGUCAUAUUCUCUUGGCUAUUCUAUACGGCAGUCAAUGAGCAUGCCUACAAUGAGGAACUCGCCUAGUUUCAAGUCCUUUGAGGAGAAAGUCGAAAGCACAGUUUCAAACAUUAAGUCUAAGGUUGGAGGAACAGGAGGUGCGGGCAGUUUUGAAGAGGUCCUGUCUUCAGCGGCCCAAGCCAGCUCCCAGGACACCCCUACUAAUAACGUGACUGGGAACAGUGAACGCUAAGGGUUUUAAUGGUCUACCAGUGAAACUUUGAUGAUACUUAAUGGUUUGG